Cyprinodon tularosa is the source of this 1986-nucleotide messenger RNA. It is a transcript of the gene gldn, whose product is annotated as gliomedin. The coding region runs from base 1 to 1728 and encodes 575 amino acids. The record is from RefSeq and is a predicted model, not a curated record. Gene Ontology annotation, biological process: signal transduction. The transcript has 10 exons. Gene Ontology annotation, cellular component: cell surface. NCBI's taxonomy places the organism in Eukaryota, Metazoa, Chordata, Actinopteri, Cyprinodontiformes, Cyprinodontidae.
AUGUUGAAGCAAAUUGUGGACCCUCAGAAGCGAGGAAGUGAGGUCCUAACAAUGUGGAUCCCGACACCCAGCAUGACUCUCCCACAGCGGAUGGUGCUGUACGGGACGUGUGCAGUGGCACUGGUGAACUCUGUGGGCCUCCUUGUACUCAUGGUCCAGCAGAAUCAGCAGCGUGCAUGGCUGGAGCAGACAGAAGCGAGGCUCACAGAGGUGGAACAGAGCUCCGUGGUGGAGUUUUUCCAGGAGCUGCCAAGAGGAGCCGCUGGACUCAGAGCGGGCCCCGGGGACUAUUCCCAAUCCCAGCAGUACCCAAGGAACAAGAGGAGCGAGGGGCUGGAGAAGGAUCUGCAGCAGGAGCAUCGACGUGAAGAAGAAAAGGAGCUCCAGCUGAAGGAGGCCAGCCAAGAAGUUCUGGAGGAAAAAGUGGAACUAAAACAUGAUUUGAAGCAAAAGCAUCGACACAGCCACCAUUACAAAACACAGGAUGAAAUGAUGAUGAUGAUGACUUACUCCAUGGUGCCGAUCAAAUUGUUAAUUGACAUCUGUAACAGCACCAAAGGAGUUUGCCUUGCUGGACCACCAGGACCGCCAGGCUUGCCUGGAUUGCCAGGCCACAAUGGCACUGAUGGCAUUCCAGGACUGAAUGGAUCGCCUGGAGCUGAUGGAAAGAGAGGGAAAAAGGGACCUCCAGGUGAAAAAGGAGAGCCAGGUGAAAAAGGAGAGCAAGGAGAGCCUGGACCACCAGGAGAGGCGCCUGAAGCGUCCAAUGAUGUCAUUAUUGAGGGGCCACCUGGUCCCCCUGGCCCUCCGGGACCCCCUGGGCCUAUGGGACCUCCUGGGCCUCAAGGGCCGCCCAGGACGAGGCAGCACAGAGCUCACCUGCAGACCGCCCACACUAUUGGGUUGAUGCAUUCAGUACCAAACGAUGAAACCUUGACUGUGAAAGAGGCUUUGAAACAACAGGGAAACCCCGCUAAGAAGAAUGAAUGCCUCAUUAAGUCUCUGAUAAAUCCCAGAAAUGUGGCGAAGAUGGAAACCACAUUUGGCACUUGGAUGAAAGACAGCGCUCACCCGAACGAUGAGAGAAUAUGGGUGGCAGAACACUUCUCAGGCCGUUUGGUGAAAGAGUACCAAAGUAUGGCUGCUUUCCACAACAACAGCAGUGAGAUGGUGGAUGUUAAAAAGUUUUACCAAGGCUGUGGUCACACCGUCCACAAUGGCUCUUUCUAUUAUCAUAUAGCUGGGACUUCUACUAUCGCCAGAUUUGACUUCAGAACCAGGAGGCUUCACACUCUCUUUAUAGACAACGCCUUGUUCAACAACCUUUCAUAUCUGCUGACCAACUCUAAGACCUAUUUCAAACUGGCAGCAGAUGAAAAUGGCCUGUGGUUGAUAUUUGCCUCCAGAGUAGAUGAGAGCAUCAUGGUAGCCCAGCUGGACCAGAAGACCUUCUCCAUCACGUCCUACAUCAACACCACCUACCCCCGCGCCAAGGCCGGCAAUGCUUUCAUCGCCUGUGGUGUGUUGUACGUCACAGACAUCAAGGACGCUAGAGUCACCUUUGCUUUUGACUUGCUGAAGGGAAAGGCAGUCAAUAUGACAUUUGACUUAAGGUCUGCAGAGGGAGUUUUGGCUAUGCUCUCCUACAGCCCGAAGGACAGGCACCUGUAUGUGUGGGACCAGAGCUACGUCAGGCUUUACGUGGUCCAUUACAUCUCGGAUGAGUGAUAAUGACAGAGACACAACUAUUACAUCAUGCGCUUAAAGCAAAUCCUCUGUUGACAAGCCAUGCACUAUAUUUAGAAGAACAUUUCCUUUGUAAACUUUACUCUUUAUUAUCUUAAAGGAACCUUCAGUCCAAAUAAGUCUGAAUAUAUUCUGAAUAUGGGUUUCUAAGCAGUGAGCUGACAUUAGUUCAUUAUAUUUCUGCAUUACUUGUAUGCAUUCAAAGUUUGCUUUUACUGUUACUAACAGAUUGAAUGCUUA